AUUUGUGCUCACACGAUCAUUCAAUUCUUCCUCUUAUUCUGCUACAAAAUCUGUCUAUAAUGCUUCAACUUCUCAAAGAUCCCGAAUUGACGAGAUUCGUCCUCGACUAUGUCCUGGAGACACCUGGAGGUCGUCGUACCGUUUCGCGAAUUUCGCGGACUUGCAAGGCCGUCUCGGAGAUGGCGCUCAAUUCGCUGUGGAAGGAGCUAGACUCAUUACUACCACUUCUUUCUCUCUUUCCUGGCCACCUCUUCAAGAGGGCUCGUCGACCAGGUCAGGGCUUUGAGAAGCCACCUCAGCCAGAGGACUGGAAUCGUGUGCUCGUCCACGGAGAUCGGGUUCGAAAGAUUGCCUACAAUGAGAGCGUUGGCAAUGUUCACCCGGGCAUCUUCUCUAUUAUUGAGAAGACCAAACCGAGGGACUACAUUCUUCCUAACUUAAAGUUUCUCCAUUGGAAAUGUGAAUCUAGUGAAGGACUGGAAAGGAGCAAGCUUUUCUUGAAUCCUCAGCUCCGAUCUGUGACGCUUGAAGUUGGUGGAGGUGUGCCACAGGAAGACCUUGCCGAAUUCCUUUCGGUUGUUUCAUCAAGCACGCGAUUAACAUCGCUCUCCGUUACCUCACCCACGCGGUUACCUCAUUACCUCCCUCGCCUGCUCCAGCAGCAGACGACUCUGGAAAAGGUUGCACUGAUGGCGCCUGGUGCGCUUGCUCCUUCUAUCGGACGCUGGUUGUCGUCUAUUCCAUCGCUUAAGAGUCUGCAAAUCGAAGUUGGAGACCGCUCUGAUGGUGUUAUCGCGAGUUUCUUCAAUGGUGUUCCAACUUCUGGAAAGUCGUCACCUGGAUUUGUCUCUCCAGACUUUGUGAUGACACCGCUCUCUGCAGCAGAUUCGACUGUUCUUGUCAAUUUUGCCACGGAGCCAGGAUUUAAACAAUUACGACACUUAAGCAUUAGCGGAGAGUUGGGCUCUGCGACUAAUUUCCUCGCUCGGGUCUCAGCACCUCUUGAAAGCAUCGAGUUGGCCCUUGACGAACCCGACAACGAAAAGGAGUGGCGUUCUUUAUGGCUCACCGUGAGCAGGCAGUUCAAGAACAGUCUUCGUUCAAUCGUGAUCUCGCCAUCGAGCAAUUCGCGGUUUGUGGAUCUUAUCCGCUCUACCACGCGGGGGGACAAUUCCGCCCGGCGUUUGCGACUAGACGGAUUAGUGAAUACGGAAAACUCGAGGGUCAUCUUCCCUCAACUUACACAUUUCGAAGUGGACCUCCCGCAAUCGCGCAUCUUCCUUGACGAGGACCUGCAGCACCUUGCCACUGCGUGUCCCAAACUUCAGAUAGUCAAACUUUGCCCGCUCUCGAGAUGGCCUCUUCCGUAUGGUCCUCCGAAAGUGACGCUGACAGGUCUGGCACUCUUAACAGCAGGUUGUGAACAACUGCAUACGCUGCAUAUCCCGAUACACGCUCACCGAACGGACAACCGUACUCUAUUUGAGAUUGAAACCUCCUCACGUUCUUUGACAACCUUACAUCUUGGUCAUUCAUGGGUCGACGAUCCAUUAAACGUCGCAAUUCAUAUUAGUCACUUCGCUCCCUACCUCGAAAACUUAAAGUUCUUCCGUGAGAAGAACAGGCCUGGCUACGUUGAGGCGCAUUGUUCUGGAUGGCAGCGCGUUAGCGAAAUACUUCCACAACUGCAGCAGCUUCGCCUACAUGAGCGGAGCCACGGCCAAACCACUGGUUUCACUAGCCGUCCUGCAGCACCGAGCGAUCCCGCUUCUUCACCUUCCUUCAUGCGCCUGCCUGGGACACCCCCACUACGCAAGACGGUGACACGGGCAGUACAAGCAACACCCGUUACGAAGGAAUUCGCUAUACAGACCAAGGUUAAUGUUCGGCACAAAGGUAUCUCAACAAAACCCGUGCCUUCGGAGAUGCGCGACGAGGGCAUCGAUGCUAGGCCUUUUGUGCGCGACGAGAUUGUCCAAGCACGACCAACAAUGCACGAACAAGCUGUCGAGGCGCAACCGCUUUUGGUUUCCAAGCUUGUCGAAACGUUGGUAAUUCCGGACAAAGUGACUGCUGAUGCCUCGACUUCUCCUAUCAGAGAAAAAUUCGAGGAAGACACCACCUCGAACGAUGAAUCUUCCUCCGCGCCAUCUGGUUAUCUCGCCCGUUCCGCCGAUUAUUUGACGCAAAUUGUGCACGCCGUAUCGCCGCCUAUUUUCCUCAGGCUAUUCAGUCUCUUUAACCUAUGGGCGAUCUUCCGAAUUCAGCCUUGAAAAACACCUUUCGCUUACCUCACUUGAUUGACCAAAAUCCGCGCAGCGAGUCCGCGAUUCCCGCCCCUGGGUUCACUUCGUUCGUUCACCGUUAUUCUCGGAUACGUUCAUUCGAUAUGCUUCUAUGCGCUUCUUAUGAGUCCCCUUUCAUCACGUAUGCUUUAUGAAUUUCCCUCAGCCUGGUAUGCUGCAUUUUCUCUUUAUGGCCUCUUUUGUCAUCCCAUCCAUUUCCCGCAUAGCAACAGAUAUUUAUUCGUGCAUUACUGUGUUGUUUUAUC
Fomitiporia mediterranea MF3/22 is the source of this 2551-nucleotide messenger RNA. RefSeq lists its product as uncharacterized. The transcript is spliced from 3 exons. Bases 60 to 2273 code for a protein of 737 amino acids. NCBI's taxonomy places the organism in Eukaryota, Fungi, Basidiomycota, Agaricomycetes, Hymenochaetales, Hymenochaetaceae. The record is from RefSeq and is a predicted model, not a curated record.